Molecule: messenger RNA, 3969 nt
Organism: Egretta garzetta (little egret)
Lineage: Eukaryota; Metazoa; Chordata; Aves; Pelecaniformes; Ardeidae
Gene: ARFRP1
Product: ADP ribosylation factor related protein 1
Exons: 7
Coding region: 18-623 (201 amino acids)
Biological process (GO): protein localization to organelle; intracellular protein transport; Golgi to plasma membrane protein transport
Cellular component (GO): Golgi apparatus
Molecular function (GO): GTP binding; GTPase activity
Source: RefSeq, a predicted model, not a curated record
UUUGUUGCAGGAGCAGGAUGUAUACUCUGCUGUCCGGGCUCUAUAAAUACAUGUUCCAGAGGGAUGAGUACUGCAUCUUGAUCCUUGGCUUGGACAAUGCUGGUAAAACUACCUUCCUUGAACAAACUAAAACUCGAUUUAACAAGAACUACAAAGGGAUGAGUUUGUCCAAAAUCACAACCACUGUAGGUUUAAACAUUGGGACUAUUGAUGUUGGCAAAACUCGGCUAAUGUUCUGGGAUCUUGGCGGACAGGAUGAGCUACAGUCUCUCUGGGACAAGUAUUAUGCUGAAUCUCACGGAGUGAUCUACGUUAUUGACUCCACUGACGAGGAGAGGCUCUCAGAAUCUAAAAGAGCUUUUGAGAAGAUGAUUACCAGCGAAGCUCUGGAAGGGGUUCCCAUUCUGGUGCUAGCUAACAAGCAGGAUGUAGAGAAUUGCCUGUCAAUACCCGACAUCAAGACAGCAUUUAGUGACUGCAUUAACAAAAUUGGGAAGAGAGACUGCCUGACACAAGCCUGCUCCGCUCUUACUGGCAAAGGAGUGAAUGAGGGAAUCGAAUGGAUGGUGAAGUGCGUGGUGAGGAAUAUUCACCGGCCCCCAAGAAAGAAGGACAUCACGUAAGAAUUCCACGUCAGCCAAGGAACAGACAGUCUUUUUCAACACAGUUUUGUGUUCUCUUUAAAGAAGGUGGUCCACUGGAUUCCUAUUACACCUGAUUCUUUCCUAUGUUUGGAGACAAACGUUCUCUUUCUGUGUCUAAAAAACUUGAGCAAAGGAUUCCAACUGGGUGGGGGGUGGGAAUCUCUUACAUUAAGUAUUAAAUCGUUGGCCUGAGAGCAUUGGCCGAAUGGCAAUCUACACAUUGUUGCAGAUGCAAAGGACUUAAUUUUCUACUGUAUUACUUUGUGAUUCUUAAUUUGUAGUCUAACAGGCUGGAGGCCAGUGACAUGAAGGAACUCCUGAAGGAACUGUGUAGGUGAAUAUGAAAGGGGAGGGAGAGCCUGGGGAACGGCUGUCCCUUCUAACUGAGAAGACCCCUUGCUGCUCCAGCCCCAUGGCUACUAUAGGUGGUGUUACUGGCCCUGUUAUGCUGCUGUUUGUAUAAUGGGGAGAGACAGUGUUGAUUCUAACUCAAUUUUCAGUCGACUUGUUGAUUUGUAACUUUGACCUGUGGUAAACGCAGAUAUGGAAGCCAGCAACUGCACAAUGGUACACUGUUUAAAAUGAGUUUUCUCAACAGGACAUGAACUCCAGAAGCACUGCCUUGCUUUGACUGCCAACCUCUCUGUUGUGCAUUCUCUUUAAUCAUAAGAAUAAUUGGUAUCUUCUGUAACUGGAAUGAAUUGAGGCCCUCUGUGAUCUUUUUAGGCCAAAAGCUGAACCUCUAGGCAGGGAGAAAUCAGUAUGCAAUAAAGCUUCCUACUUCUUUGAACUUCUCUUGCUGAAACAACUGAUGUUUGGCGAUAGUGGUACUUAGCCCUCUAGUGUUUUGAAAUGCAAAAAAGAACAGAAAGGCAGCUCUCAAAGUCAAAUAAUGCUCACUUCAUGUGUAGCCUACCCAGCCAGCAAUUCUGCUGACGUAUCGCUAACAGUUCUCCAAAUCUCUCUCUUUACAUGUGUUUUACAGUGGUUUGGCAGCGGGUCUUGCUCUUUGCGUGUUUCAGUUACUCCUGCCGCUGGUGACCAUUCCAAGCUCUUUGCUCACUUAGCUAAGGGGAGGUUAUUCAAGCUCUAUUUGAGCAAGUUAGGCAGUAGUAUUUGUUUAAGGAUAUGUUAUUUGGCAUCUGCCAAAGAACUAUCUGCCAAUUUUUUUCCGUGCACCUCACCGCGGAUUUUUUUAAUGAGAAAACGUAAUUCAUUCCCUCGCAUUUGGGUCAAUGUGUGAGGGCAGCUGGCUAUGUCAUUAAGCACAUGAAGUCAGGGGAAAUAAUUGCGUACUGGAGAGAAGAAUCUUACUUCUCAGUAAUGCUAGGAUAGGAGAAGGCUGGGCAAACUGUCAGGUGAGGUAUCAAAUCCCUUCCAGUUGCUUGCUGCUGUUAGGCGCUAUAGCACAGUACCCGAGUUUGAAUUUGAGUGGUGCCAAUGUCAACGCCAUAUCCCAGAAGAAUUAAACUGCAGUUGAUCUAACUCGGACACCAGAGAUGUCAUUAGGCUCCUCCAGACCUCGUGGCCCAUCUCAGAUUUCUUACGCACUCUGUGAACAUGGAGGAUCCCUUGAGGAUCACUCACCUACUGUGGGAAAUGGCACUUUCUCUAGGUGCUGCAUGUGACGUAGGGCUGAGAGCUUCAAGAGUAUAAAAGUAUUCGAUACCCAGUGGCCGCUGAUUAAACAGGAAAUCUCUCUCACUUGGCCAACCCUGAAAGUCUGAGUAUUUUCAAGGUAUCUCUGUGCUCCUGGCUCUUGUUUCGGUUGGCAGGGUUGGUGCUAGCAAUUAAACUGCAGAUGUACAACAGUGGCUGGUGGACAAAAGUGCCUUGCUGAGAGACAAAACACUUCAGUCAAGUAACUUGAAAUGUCUGUUUGAUAGGACACCAGGGGUUUUCCAAGCUUUCCACAUAGUCCUUUCAGAUCUCUCCCUAUUCCCUAGGAGACCAGGGAGGAAAAACAGUUUUGAGCUCCAGGCCACAGCUGUUCUCACAAGUUUCUAGAGACAAAGACUGCUUUGUGGCACAUACCAGCUGGAGGCCUUAGAUUAAAGCACACGUUUUGACUUCAGAAUUCCAAAUUCUCAAGAGCAGAAGAGUCUUUCACCCAGAAGAUGCAUCAGCGGCAAUACAUAAGUACCAGCACACUCUGAUGUCCACUAAAAAUCUCUGAAACCAGCAGCGAAAGGUUUGGUAUCAUGCAGCGUUAGCUUCUAGAGCAAUAACAGCAGUUCCUUGAUGGGGCAUACAGAUGCAGCUGCUUGGCUCCCCAAGUCUGUUUUGGGAAAGAGCUUUGCGGUUAGGCUUUUCCACAACUAGAGAGAGAGUGCACCUACCUGAUACCAUCGAAAGAUUUCCCGAGUGCGGGAGAAGCCCAGCAGGUGAUGAGUCGAGCCAAUUGCUGAAUUGCUUUGGGGUGUCCUCCCUGCUGCAGCAAUGAAGGAAUUCAGCCAACAGGUGCAAGAUAAAAAUCUUGCUGUGCAAGCACAACCUGGACUUGGAUCUCGCUGAUCGUGCACCACGUGCGGUUGCUUUACGUGAUGCACAAAGACAGUGGCACGCCGCGAAGUCAGCUGGGGGUUUUGGUUGCAUCUGCUCUCUUAUGGUCGUAAAUGGCUACGCAAGGACACUGAUGGCUUCUUCCUUCAGUGGGUUUUUAUUGCAGCUUCAGUCUCUAUAAGCAGGUCUGUUCUGCCAACGAUGCCUCAGUACAGACCAAAACCAGAAAAGGACCAAAUUGACACAGAAAAGCAUUCUGAAAAGGGAUGGCAGUCAAUGCAUAAACUCCACUAAAAAAGAAAGAUAGUCUAAGAUGAUAUGCUGGUAGCUGAUAGCUAUUUUAUAUUUUGAUCAAUAAUUUAAUCAGUAAUUUAUCAUAUUUUAGACUUGUGCUUUAAGUCCUUACAGGAAGCACAGACUUGUAUUUAAAACGCAUUGCAAGUGACCCCCUUCAAGACCUCCAACUAAAGCGAGGACGUUUCUGAGCAGUUCAAGUGUAAUCGGUUUUUCAGAUUGUUGACACAUUUGAGAUGAACCUCCUUUGCCCGUGCCUGUUUACAGCGUUUCAUUUCUCUGAAAAGGCGCUUUAUCUUCCCAAGGUGAAACAGAUCCAUCAUCCGCCCUGAGUAACUGCUUUUUCCUUUAGCAUGCUUUAUGCUGAGAUAAAGCUAAGUGUCUAAUAAUCAUGGUAGUUAUUCUAUUUGCCUUAUUUGAGCACUGGCAGCAGAUAAACUUUCUCUCACAUGUCUGGAAUUUCCCUGCUAUGCAAACAUUUAUUAGCUGUUAGCAGUGGGAGGCAAGAGCAUUCCUUAAAAAAAAAAAA